Messenger RNA from Malaya genurostris, 2304 nucleotides. RefSeq names its product enhancer of mRNA-decapping protein 3 (gene Edc3). The record is from RefSeq and is a predicted model, not a curated record. Gene Ontology annotation, biological process: deadenylation-independent decapping of nuclear-transcribed mRNA; P-body assembly. Gene Ontology annotation, cellular component: P-body. The transcript has 2 exons. NCBI's taxonomy places the organism in Eukaryota, Metazoa, Arthropoda, Insecta, Diptera, Culicidae. Gene Ontology annotation, molecular function: mRNA binding. Bases 304 to 1866 code for a protein of 520 amino acids.
AUUGUAAAAAAAUGAAUGAGGUCGAAAUGCAAAAUGAAUGGUUUCUGUGAUUAUUGGCGUAAAAUAGUUGUAGACUAUUGUGAAAUUGUCCUCUUCCAACUUUAUUGUAGAAAGUGAUUAGUGUGCUACACGACAAAAGUGCAUGUAGUUAGAAGCAGGACGAAUUUGUGGUGAAAAAAAAGUGAAAGACUAACGAACAUUUCCAGUUGAGAAAAAGGAACAAUAUUCAGGUCAGCAAAAGCUCAAUCAACAGCUGGAGGCCAUUACACUUUUUCGGUGAUUAUUUGGAAAACAAUACGAAACAUGAGUGAAAACUGGAUUGGCAAGUCGGUUUCCAUUCAGUGCCGCGGGGACAUAGGAGUGUUCCAGGGUGUCAUCAAACAGGUCAGCCCAGUUGAAAUUGUGAUAACAAAGGCAGUGCGAAAUGGAAUUCCGUUGAAGAAGAGAAGUGUCGAAGUGACACUUACCUGCAAGGAUAUUGAAAAGUUAAACUUGAUUUCCAGCACAAAUUUGCCGAAUUUACUUCCGGGUGUGGCUCAACAGAACCACACCGCUCAGCUGGAAGACACUCUAGCGACUGGAGUCGAUAAUUUAAAAUUAGGAAAACAAAACGGCCAGCAGACGGUUCGAAAUAAAACCCCCACCAGCGAGGGAAGGUCAUGUAAUGGAAAACUUGCGGCCAAAUCGCCUGGUCCCAGUAGAUACAGCACUACUAAUGGGCAGCAAAAGAAUGGAUAUGAAAACGGUUCCGCAAAAAGCACGAGUCGUCCGAUUGAUAUCAACGGAAGUGGUCCUCAGAAAGGGAAUUCCACCACACCGUUUAAAAACGAGAAUCAGAAAAAGAAAGCACGCCACGGGAACGGAAAUGGAAGCAACGGGGUAGGCAAUCGUUUCGUUAAUAAAAAUUCCGCAUUCGGAACACCCGUAGAUGACCCGAUGAUGGACGAGGAUUUCGAUUUCGAGAAAAAUCUCGCCCUAUUUGACAAGCAGGCCAUUUGGGAUGAAAUCGAUGCCAUCCAGCAGAAGCCGGAUCUGUUGCGGCAAACGACGGCAUCGGGAAAGAAAAAAUACCGCCAUGAUGAGAAUGUACUCGUUUCGGAACCGACCCAGUAUCGCCAAAUUGAGGUGGAGAACUCCGGUGCGACCAGUUCCGAUAGCGAAGAGUACGUAACAGACGAAGGACUUGUGAUACCAUCGAUACCUCGCAACACACGAAACCUGGUCCAGCAGUUGGCGGAAAACCAUGGCCUAACAACGGAACGCCAAAAUGAUCUCCUUGCACGGGGUGCCACCGAGCUUGCCCUUCAACUGCUCGGUGGUUCACGCCGUCUCACUCCCAAUAAUCAGCACCAGUGGCCAAAGAUUGUGGUGGUCUGUGAUGAACCGUACAAUGCAAGACUGAGCGAAAUCGGAAUUACCACCGGACGGAUGUUGGCCUGCCACGGUUUGAAGGUUUUUGUAUACGUAUCUUGUGCUACCAAGUCAACACGCACCAGUCACGAACUGGAACUGUUCGCUGCCACCGGCAAUCUCUUUACUUUUAAUGUCAAUACGCUUCCAUCGUCGGAUCUUGUGAUUGCAGCGAUCAAAUCGCGCUACCUGGGUGAUCCGUUGCGUAAGUGGCUGCUCGAAAGCCGUGCUCCGGUGCUGGCAAUCGACCCGCCGGCCGGAGGACUUGAGGCCAUUCCCGUAAAAUGCUCAAUUUUGCCUGUCUUGCCACUGAACGGACUGGGUCCGGAAACCAGCACCGGUAGGCUCUACCUGUGCAACCUGGGCAUUCCGGACAAGUUCUUCGCCGACUCUGGCAUCAAGUACAAAUCCCCGUUCGACAAAGCUGUCAUUCCAAUUCACCGGCGAAAAAAUUAAUCCAGCAUCAUAUCAUGUCAAAGCAUCUGUCUGCAUCUCCACCGCAAUUUCGUACGCGGAGUGGAGCUGCCAAGCCAAAGGACUCGCAAACAAAUUCAUGCAAUCGGAAGCCGUGAGCGAAACCAGUUGAUAUUAAAAUAAUUGCAUUUUACCGUAUCAUGUCACACAGUGGAAGAACCAGCUAAAUCCAAUCUGUUUGAAACGGAUGUUUUACGAGUUUAUGUUUUAUUUUCACGGACAAGAUACCAACCAACAAAAGGAAGACAACGAAAGUAACUGGAAGUUGAAUAGAAUCAAGAGAGAGAGAGAGAAAACGUUUCCGGGAGGCUUAUAAGUAUUUGAAAUGUUGCUUAAGAAGCUGACGAGUACAAAACAGAACUAGCAAUAUUCUCUUUAUAAUGGUAUAAAAACUCCUGGAAACAAAGUUAACCGUUUUUG